Messenger RNA from Amphimedon queenslandica, 1230 nucleotides. RefSeq names its product putative transporter arsB. Gene Ontology annotation, biological process: transmembrane transport; arsenite transport. Lineage: Eukaryota; Metazoa; Porifera; Demospongiae; Haplosclerida; Niphatidae. The transcript has 2 exons. Bases 1 to 1230 code for a protein of 409 amino acids. Gene Ontology annotation, molecular function: arsenite transmembrane transporter activity. Gene Ontology annotation, cellular component: membrane. The record is from RefSeq and is a predicted model, not a curated record.
AUGGAAUACUUCAGCAACAAUGAGUCUUCAUCUAGUAAUGCUACUUGCUCCUAUGAUACCAAUCUCUAUGUGCAAAUCACUGGAUCUAUACUCUUUGUCAUAGUGUGGCCAUUUGUUGUUCUUGAUAUGAAAUGGUUUCCUCUUGGAAGGCCUGCUGCUGCAUUAGUUGGAGCUGCCUUUAUGGUAUUGUUUCAAAUUGUUUCUCAAAGUGAUGUGUAUGCAAUUCAAGGGCAUCAAGAUAAUUUGCAGACAGUGUUUCUCCUGGUUGGGAUGAUGAUGCUGUCUCAUUACUAUGAUCGUGAAGGUAUUCUGAGAGUAGUUAUGCUCAAAAUAUUUGGUAAGAACAAGCCAUUUCGAUCAAUACUCUGGAAAGUUUGCUUGAUGUCUGCCAUCCUCUCUGCAUUCAUUACAAAUGACGCUGCCUGUCUUGUUGUUACACCUCUCAUUCUCAGGGAAUUCAUCAAGCAAAAACGUGACCGUUGGGAGCUGCUACCAUUGUGUCUUGGUAUAGCAACAUCAGCCAACAUUGGGAGCGCUGCUACAAUAUUUGGCAAUCCACAGAAUGCUUUCAUAGCUUCAACAGCUAGGGUAUCUUUGCUUGAAUUUUUUAUAGCAGAGCUGCCAGCAGCUAUACUCGGUUUGAUAAUCAAUGUCGUGCUAAUAUACUUGUUUAUGCUAAUUCGUAUGAAAAUGAGAAAAGAAGAAGAGAAUCAUCUAAAUUCUGAGGCUCAAAGUUCUAGGAUUGCAGCACGCUCACGAAAUACUUCUAUUGCCAGUGAAAGAGAAGCUACAGUACAAAGUUAUGAAGACCCUCAAGUUAGGAAUGAAUCAUUAACUCUCUCUAUCUCAGGGGAACAUGAAGCAACAGCAAUGAGCUAUGAUCAAAGUGGGAAUGGAGCUACACGUUUCAAAACAAAUGCUAUUAAUCACAGUAAUAGUAUGCUUGUACAACUGCAGCAAUCUUCUGGUGAAACAUUACCAGAGGAUGUUCAAGUUAAUGAUUCAGUAAACAAUGAUGAUGAGGACAAAGCACCAGCUGAAAAAACAAGGUUCCAAAUCAUUCGUCGCAAAAUAUUUCUGGUUUGGCUCGUGUUCGUUACACUUCUAAUGGUUGUGUUACUUGCUAUACCUAAUCAAAUUGCCGACUUCAAUCUUGGUUGCAUUCCUUUGGCUGCCAGCAUUUUUACAAUGCUGAUGGACACAAUUCUCAAUCAUGGUGUCGAUUGCUAA